This is a messenger RNA of Gadus morhua (Atlantic cod), 13242 nucleotides long. Its product is annotated as trinucleotide repeat-containing gene 6C protein. The transcript is spliced from 20 exons. The record is from RefSeq and is a predicted model, not a curated record. Gene Ontology annotation, cellular component: nucleoplasm; P-body. Lineage: Eukaryota; Metazoa; Chordata; Actinopteri; Gadiformes; Gadidae. Gene Ontology annotation, biological process: miRNA-mediated post-transcriptional gene silencing; positive regulation of nuclear-transcribed mRNA poly(A) tail shortening. The coding region runs from base 157 to 6192 and encodes 2011 amino acids. Gene Ontology annotation, molecular function: RNA binding; protein binding.
CUCAGAUCAAUCGCUGCCAGAUGAGGAAUGAAAUAAAAUGCCAGGUGAGAGAAAGAUUGAAGAACACAGUUGUUGUCAUAGUAACGGCGAGGCGGAGCGUAAGAAAAGGGGGACUAGUGUGUUUGUUGUUGAUGGUCACGUGGCCCCGCAGCGGCGAUGCGAGCGUUGCGAGCGCCUUCCUUCCUUCCCCGACCAGUUACUACAAAAUGGCUGCAGAGGCAUCAGCGUCGACAAGAACCCAGUGAACACUUCAUGGCCACGGAACAGAAAACUAAAGUGCCAGACUCUGCCCCUGCUCCCAGCGCCCUGCUGUCUGUCGCAGCCCCCUGCAGAGGGGAUGGCAGCAGCGCACCCUACCCAGGCCAGCCACAGGCACCACCAGCACCUCCACCUUCAGCACAACGCCACCCCCCAAGAGAUGUCCCCCCACGCUUCCGCCAACAGGAGCACAAGCAACUGCUGAAGAGGGGCCAACCCCUGCCUCCCGGGCUUUUGACCCUGCCCCCACAAAACCCUGCGGCGUCCGAGUCCCCCCUGGCAGCGUCGCUGUCGUCUGCAACAACUACAGAGGCGUCAGCAGCAGAAGAACAAGCUUCUUCCUCCUCUUCCUCGCCAGCCAGCUCAGAGCUGCCCCCAAAGAGUGGCCAAGGAGCCCAGUAUAGAAGUCCCUUCCGGGGACACCAGCCUGCCAAUCAGAGCGUUAGUGGAACAUCACUUUCCACAAAUCCCAGUGGCUGGGAUCAACCAAUCAUCGACCAGCGGGAGUCCGAGGCCUUGCCCUCAAUCAACCACAGCGAGAGUCGUGACUCUCAAGGAGGAUGUCCUACGGGUGCUGACCCGAGUAAUCUGGCUAGAGACAGCAGCAACAGUUCGGCCAGUAUGGCCACAGGAGCCAAUGGUCAGACAGGCAACUUCCCUGCCAGCCACACAAGCAGCAAGGCCAACUCUGGACCCAGCCCUGCCAAUCAAAGUGGGGCCAACAUGCUGUCCAACCAGGCCGCAGCCAAUCGCAGCUGGGGAUCUGGACCGGGGUCUGGCCAUUGCCCUCCUCAGUCCUCAAUGGGGGGCGAGGGGAAGAGUGACGUCCAAUUAGGAGCAGGUGUCAUGGGCUGGGGUUCCUCCUCCUCCACGUCCAACUUUAACUUGAAUUUGAACCCCAACGCCAACCCGUCUGCCUGGCCGGCAUUGGGGCACGACGGGGCCGGUACAGGGGGAGGAACAAACCCCAGCUCCCCACCUCAACCCCUACCCACCCUCUGCAACCUAGCUGGGGGCCCAACAGCACAGGCCAAUGGCAGCACCGGAGCCAACGCCAACGGAAACGCCUCGGGGAGCGGCAGUGCCUGGGGUGGCACGAUGCCCUCUGACCCUUCAGAGCCGCACCCUCCCUCGUCAACGAAUGUGUCUUUCAGCUCCGAACCUCAGAGCCUUAACACGGACGGACAAAAUCACACUAACAAGCAGGAGCCUCCCAGCCCCAUGCGCAACAUGCCCGGCUGGGGCGGUGGCCCCGUGGGAGUGGGGCCCCGGGGCCACUCCCAGCCCGGCGCUCCGCAGGUGAACGGAGAGGACGGCGGCGCCGCAUGGGGCAGCGGGGAGCCCAAAACGGCUCCGUCCAAGGAGGCUUCCGGAUGGGACUCUGGUUCAAACUGGGGUCUCCGAGGAGGUGCGGGAGGAUGCUCCGGCGGCUGGGGCAAGCAGCAGAGCAGCGGAGACUGGGGGAAGCAAGGUGCCACUGAGGCUCCGGGGGGCUGGGACGCCCCUGGCUCCCCUCCCCAGGACCAGAAGGCCAAUUCCUGGGGCAGGGCCCAGAUCACCGCGGUCACCAGUGAGGGCAGCAGUGAUAACGCCGAGGGUCUGACCCGCUGCCCAGACCGACCUUCAAGGGAAGAGGUGCCCCCGGCGCUGCCUGCCGCUGACGUCGAUCCCAGGGUGCUUUGCAACACGGGCUGGGGUCAGACCCCCGUGCGCCAACACACUUCAUGGGACAUGAUCGAGAAGAACCGCAAGGCCGAGAAAGCCGCUGAAUCCUGGGGCUCGCGUCCCUCAACCUGCAGCGACGUCCAGGGGCCCUCCAACACCAAUAUGGCCCCUUCCCAGAGGUCGGACCCUGUGAGCAAAAGCGAUGGCCCCGAGCCCCAGGGAGCCCCGGGCUGGGGUGGAGGCGUGGCCCCUACCAACCAGACCAGCUCAGGCUGGGGGGAUCAACCCAGCAACAAAAAGCCCCCCCCUGGUGGUCCUGGGGGAUGGGGGAACAGCCAGCCAGGAGGAGUCCAAAUGAAUGUACCGAAAAAUGCUGGUCCGGGAUGGGGAGAGGAGAAACCUGCCAGCUGGGAGGACCCUCAAAAUAAAACGAAGGCCCAAGGCUGGGGAGAGACGCCCAAAGCCUCCCCUGGCUGGGGUAAGAGCGGAGGAAACGGUGGCGGGGGCGACUGGGAGACAGACGAAAAGCAGAAGGAAAACUCCAACCCAAACACAGCCUGGGAAGGAGAGGCAGGAGGCUGGAAGGAGAACCCCAGAAGCUGGAGCAAACCUGCCCAAGGAACUGGGCUGUCUGGGAGAGGUGGGGCUGGAGGUGGUGGAGGUUGGACAGAGCCUGCCAGCCAACACCCAACUGGUCCAACCCCGGGAUCUGGGGUAUCUGGAGGUGGAGGUUGGGCGGAGCCAGCCAGCCAGCGCCCCACAGGUCAGACUCAAGGAUCUGGGGCAUCCGGAGGAGGAGGUUGGGCGGAGCCAGCCAGCCAGCGGCCCACUGGUCCUGCCCAAGGAUCUGGGGCAUCCGGAGGAGGAGGUUGGGGAGAGCCAGCCAGCCAGCGCCCCACUGCGGCAUCCGGAGGAGGAGGUUGGGGAGAGCCAGACAACCAGCGCUCGACUGGUCCUGCCCAAGGUUGGGGGGGUAAAAACCCAGAUGUGCCCAACGGCAGUGGGGGUGGCGGAGGAGGAGGCGGAGGAGGAGGAGGAGGAGGAGGAGGCGGAGGCAUGGGGUCUUGGAGCGGCCCAGGACUCGUUAAGCAGAGCGGCAGCUGGAGCGGGAAGAAGCCGGAGCCCCCGGGAUCGUCGAGCGGCUGGGAAGAGCCCUCCCCGCCAUCGAUCCGCCGGAAGAUGGAGAUCGACGACGGCACGGCGGCCUGGGGGGACCCCGGCACCUACAGCAAGGCGGUGAACCUCUGGGACCGCAACAACCAAGGGAAGUCCCAGGGUAAGGCCCCCCAGGGGGGGUCCUCCAAUCCCCCCGCCCCCAGCAACAACCACGGCCAACACCACCACCCGCACGGCCACUCCCACCCAUACCACGGGGGGCCGCCGCCUCCCGCUGUCCCCAGCCACAGCCAAACCCACCCGCCCCAGAACCCCAGCCUCCCCAGCGGGCCCCUGGAGCCCAGCGUGCCUCACCAGACGGGGCCCUCUCCUCACAGCAGGACCUCAGCCAUGAACCAAGGUUGGGGUGAGAUACAGGGCUCCCAUGCCAAACCAGAGGGGUCCUGGGGGGACCAAGCGCCCCAGCAGGCCAACGCGGACAAUGGGACGUCGACCUGGGGGAAGUCCAGUGGGGGCUGGGGCGAGGUGGGCCCCGAGAGCUACAGUCGGGGAAACCAACCCAUUGGAUCUGCAUCUUGUAAACCUGCCCCAAAACCUAUGCAAGACAGCUGGGCUGGAGGAGAUGAGGAGCAGAUGGGCAUGUCGGGCGGCCAGUGGGACCCGGAUGAAGGAGACGCGUGGAACAGCGGCAUGUCCCAGGAGAACAACUCCUCAUGCAACUCCUGGAGCAACGGGCCGAAGAAGGGCCUGCAGAAGAUGCAAGGGAAGAUCCCCGGGAAACAGGAAGAGGCCUGGAUGCUGAAUCGCCUCAUCAAGCAGCUGACCGAAAUGGGCUUCCCUAGGGACCCAGCCGAGGAGGCCCUGAAGACCAACAACAUGAACCUGGACCAGGCCAUGAGUGUGCUGCUGGAGAAGAAGCUGGAGUUGGACAAGCGGGGCAUGGGCAUGGCCGGCCAUGACUACAGCAACGGCCUCAUCAACAAGGCCCUGGGGGGGCCCCGGCCCCCGCUCCUCUCCAAAGACCCCCCCAUGGACCGCCGCUCCCCCUUCAUGGAUAAGGCUGGGAUAUUUGGGAGUGGUGGGCCAGCGCAAGGCCGCGCCCUUCAUCAUCAUCAGCAGCAUCAGCAGCAUCAACAUCAGCAUCAGCAGCAUCAGCAGCAUCAGCAGCAGGCCCCGCCCCCGCAGCCACCAGUGCCACCGCCCGGCUCCUCCCAGCCCGGUCUACGGGCUCAAGUGCCUCAGAUACUCUCCCCUCAGGUUCAAGCACAGCUCUUACAGUUUGCAGCAAAAAACAUUGGUCUGAACCCUGCACUUUUAACCUCACCGAUUAACCCUCAACACAUGACCCUCCUCAACCAACUUUACCAGCUGCAACUGGCAUACCAGCGUUUACAGAUUCAGCAACAGAUGUUGCAGGCGCAGCGCAACGUCUCUGGCCCCAUCCGACAGCAAGAGCAGCAGGUUGCACGUACAAUCACAAACAUGCAGCAACAGAUCCAGCAGCACCAGCGGCAGCUGGCCCAGGCCCUGCUGAUGAAGCAGCAGCCGCCACCGCCCACCUCCCACGCCGGCCUGCACCCAGGAUCCGUCAAAUCAGCCCUGGACUCCUUUCCAGGACAUCCCCAUGCUUCGGGCCUUCCAGACCUGCAGACCAAAGAGCCACAGUCUUCUCCCCACGCCUACAGCACCUACCCACACUCUGGGCUGAAUCCCAACAUGAAUGUAAACCUCAACGAGGUGGGCGGGGGGCUGUCCAUGAAGGAGCACUCCCAGCCCCAGUCCCGCCUAUCCCAGUGGACGCACCCCAACUCCAUGGACACACUCUCCGGGGGGUCCUCCCCCCUGGAGCACAACCUGGCCAAGCAUGCCAACCUGGGAUCCUCGCGCAAGUCGCCCCAGAUGGAGGACUCCUACAGCGCCUACAGCCUACACUCCGAAUCCCCCUCCAGCCCCCCGGACCACUGGGGCUCGGGCAAGAGCAGCAACGACAAGAUGGCCAACGGGACCAACAUCACCUGGCCUCCAGAGUUCUGCCCCGGCGUGCCGUGGAAGGGCCUCCAGAGCAUUGACCCCGAGACGGACCCCAACAUGACCCCGGGUAGCGUCCCCAACGGGCCCACCAUCAACACCAACAUUCAGGACGUGAACCGCUACCUGCUGCGGGACCGGAGUGGAGGCUCCUCCCCCACCUCAUCUCAGACCGAGGCUCUGACUCCCUCCUCUGAUUGGCCAGUCAGUUCCUACUCUAGCUCGUUCAGUCUGUCGUCCCCCGAGAUGGACGACGCAGGUAAGCUGCCGGACAUGAAGUCCACCUGGUCCCCGGGGGCCAUCUCCAACAGGGAGGCCACAGGCUCGCUGUCCCACGAGCUGUGGAAGGUCCCCCAUGGGCCCCGCAACUCUGCGGCCCCCUCGAGGCCCCCGCCCGGCCUCACCCACACAAAGCCCCCACCCUCGGCCCCAUCGUCCUCCACCUGGGGGGGCAACUCCCUAGGACUGGGACAGUCCUGGAGCUCCUCCUACACCUCAGCUGGUAACACCUGGAGCACAGACAGCUCCAGCAGAGGCAGCAGCUGGCUGGUGCUGAGGAACCUCACGCCACAGAUCGACGGCUCCACCCUGCGCACGCUGUGCAUGCAGCACGGCCCGCUGAUCACCUUCCACCUGAACCUGACGCAGGGCAACGCCGUGGUGCGCUACAGCUCCCGGGACGAGGCUGCCAAGGCCCAGAAGUCCCUGCACAUGUGCGUCCUGGGCAACACCACCAUCCUGGCGGAGUUCGCCGGGGAGGAGGAAGUGGCGCGCUUCUUCGCCCAGGGCCAGUCGCUAGGGGCGACCACCAGCUGGCAGGCCAACCCUUCCGGCAACGCCAACCAAGCGCGGAUGGGCGGCGGCGGUGGCCCCGCCCACCCCAUCGGACACCACGCGCCCCACUGGGGCCACCACAACAGCUGCAGCGGAGGUAACGGGGCCGGAGGCCUGGGCGGCGGGGGGAGCAAGGCGGGCGGAGGUGACAUGCUGUGGGGGGGCGGCGGGCCCCAGUACUCCAGCCUGUGGGGGCCCCCCGGCGGCGGUGAGGACGGACAGGUCAUGGGGAGCCCCACCCCUAUCAACACUCUGCUGCCAGGGGACCUUCUGAGCGGGGAGUCCAUGUAAGAGCACAGAGGCCCCCUCGGGGGGGGGGGGAGGGGGGGGCCCAAACACAACGAGAGAAUCCAGAUAGCAAAUCAAUGUGGAGAUAAUCAGUGUGGAAUCCGUCAAUCGGGAGCGAGAGGGGAAGACCAGGCUGUCCCCGGAGACCCUGCACCUCGUCUCUCUGUUGAGAUCGGCGCUCCUUUUGAUUUCAGUGUCGGAAAUAUAUCAAGUGUAAAAUGUUACGUCUUUUUUGUGUGUGUGUGUGUGUGUGUGAAUCUCAGAGGGUGGUUACUUUUCUCAGUGUUCACUCUCUCGAAAAGCAACAGGACAGCUAGUCUCAACCUGGGAUAACUCUUUUUUGCAGUAGUGCAACUGUUUUCGGACAACUGUUCUCUUGACAUUUGCGCCGUGUUUUAACCUAACAUAAAUGUCGAUGAUACGUGCUGCCAUCUAGAAAACUUGACAACCGCCAGUCCGCUCAGCCUGCCCCAAUCAGAACGGUUCUAGAGCUCGGCGCCACUCCGGACUAUAAGUGGCGCUCUUCUCUCAGUACUAUUUACUAGCCUUAACCUCUAAUGACCCCCUCCUCCCAAUGCCCUUUCUGACCCCACUCGGACCUCGGACCUCUCAAACCAUGCUCAAACUAUGUGUUGAAAGGGAAAGAUGCAACUCCCUUCGCGCCUUGUUUGAAGCCAUUUCUGUUUGGUUGGGUUGACUUUGACUUCCUUGGUGGAGAAGAAGAGGGAAAAGGAAACGCAAACAAAGCAAAAACACUGCAAUUGAAGUAAAGGUCAAAUGUGUCAACUUAUUUGUGCUCAGCGGUGGGUUAAGCUUUUCAAAUGUAAUCAUUAUCGCUGGCUGGUGUACGUACGCGCGGGUCAGCACCAAUCAGCCUAACGAACCACUGCUCUCCUACUAUAAACCAACUCUACGACCCCGCCCAUCCGCCACCUACCUGGGAUCCCCAUACCCCCGACUCAGCUGACCAGUCGAGCUGAACCCCCAGGCGGCGAGCGACCGGGUGGGGGAAACGUCUGUUGCAGCAGGGGGCGCUUUCCUCCACCGUGUAAAGUGAUCUGCAAUACAAGCCACAGACUCUACCGUCCAAGUACCAACACACCCCGCAGAGAGGAAACACACAAACGAAAACCCAGUUGGACGCAUGUAUAUCGAUGCAUAUCCGACAGGACGCUGGAGGAUCCCAGAGUCUGCCGGAGAGCCUAGGGUCCAUGUCUAAAUUGCUGGGUCCCACUUGGUGUUACUGUGCGAGGCGAAGAAGCUUGAGACCGAUGCCUCCUCAAACGGUUCUGUUCGGUUGUGACACAACGGACAUGGUCCACUUUCCUCAGCAAGCCGCCGGUCCUCACUAGUGACUAUUGCGGUAAAGUGUGUGUGUGUGUGUGUGUGUGUGUGUGUCUGUGCGUGUGUGUGCCUGUGUGUGUGUGUGUGUGUGUGAGAAAAUAUGUAUGUUUAGAAUGGUGAAAAACAAAUUUGAGGAAGUUGUUGUCUGUAUUACCAAGACGACGAAAGAGGCAUUCAUUUUAUUUAGUUUUGUGUUGCCUGUGUUUUCUUGGUACCAUGGUGUAAUGAACUCUAAAGAGGUGUUUAUCAUAGCACUUAGCAACCUUUAAUGCAAACAAAUCAGUAGAGGUGAGAAUGGACACUGGCAAACAAAAAACGACAUAAAAAAAAGAAAGCGUUCUCAUAAAAAGCAAUCUGCUCAGUGACUUUUCUGUGUACUUAUCGUUGAACCUUUACGAGGAUGUGGAGAAAAAAAAUAUUUCUUUGUGUAUUUUCUUAUUUUAGAUUUAGUCCUUUCCUCCCUCGAUUCGGUGGGACCAGGAAGGAUGUAGAAAGAGAAGAGAACCUGUAGCAAAGUUGGAAUGAAUACAACAAACCCAAACAAAAGACCGGACUUGCAUUCUGUGCGGAGCACUCCCGGGUCAUCUUUGAUUAGAUCAGUGAACAUCACGUUUCCUGACUUUAAAGUCUCCUUUAGCCUUUGUGUCCAGGAUGCCCGAAGGGUCCCUUCCCACCAAUCCUGCAAGGGGGUAUGUUAGCCACCUGUGUGUGUGUGUGUGUGUGUGUGUGUGUGUGUGUGUGUGUGUGUGUGUGUGUGUGUGUGUGUGUGUGUGUGUGUGUGUGUGUGUGUGUGUGUGUGUGUGUGUGUGUGUGUGUGUGUGUCCUCCAGAAGGCCCCAUGCCAGCGUGCCUGCCCGCUGGGGACCGCUGGCCUACCCGUAUUAAAACUACUAUCAUACCACCUCUGCUACUGCUGCUGGGGCAGAGUCUGUCCUCAGCAAACCUGUGUCUAUCUCCCUCUCCUCUGACUCUCUCUCUAACUCUCAUGCAAGAAUCACUUUAGCCAGAGGUAGAGGAUGUCCGACAUUUCCUGGUUUCACUUAUGGUGUCGUGUUUUAUUAACAAUAUAUAUAGUUAUCCGUUUAGAAUUUCAUCCACUUGUUUUGCCGUAGUUAAUGAUGAUUACUGCGUUGUUGCGCCUCUGACAUCGAGGGCCCGUUGACAGGCAAGUGUUUGAGUGUGGCGUGUGUGUGUGUGUACGUGGGAUCUCAUGUUCAGAGAUUAGGCCUUGCCCCUUCUUGGGAAUGGAAGGGAGAGAGGUAGUAAUUCUGUGUGUGUGUGUGUGGGUUUGAAACAAGUCAGCCAUUCUACUCCCCCCAGUCCUGCCACUGCUCCACCAACACUACCAUGUAUCAGGGUGUCACCGUGCCAAUUCCUCCCCCACACACACACAGACACUGGUGCUGUUGUUAUUAUUAUUAUUAUUAUUAUUAUUAUUAUUAUUAUUAUUAUUAUUAUAUGUCCUUUAUAAAGAACUGUGGGAGCGCUCGGGACAGACUGCUGCCCUCUGUUUCUAUGCAAUAACCAGAAGGUUGAGGGUUUGACGGCCAUCGUGAUGUAUGCGAAGCUCCACCGGGCCCCGACCGAGACCCACCGCUCACACUCCAGCCCCUCCCCACCCUCCUUGGCCGGCUGUACUUUAUGUGGAGGGAACCUCUUUCUUUGAGCAACGACCACACCCCCUUCACUCCCAACCUUUUGGGGUUUUAUGAGAUGGGAUUAGUGCUUAACGGAGAGGGAGGGGUGGACAUGGGAACAACACUAAGCAGGGGCUUGACGCAGAAGCUGUAUGCAAUAACAACUUGUCUGCAGAUACAUCUCCUUCCAUUUUUCCAUACGUUACAUCUGUGGUAGAAUCAUUCUGUUGAUCCUACAUCUUCCCCCCCUGUGUUGUUGUCGUUCGGCGGGUGGUGGGUGGGGGUUCUGCUCCAGCAGAUGGCUAGGAAGGGGGAGGUUUGCUGGCCUGGCCGAGGACAGCCUCUUGGCGCCGGUCUUAAUUAAUAACAGGGCACCGAGACAGCUGGGAAAGCAGUGGUAGGUAAGAGUUAAGAUGUUUUGGGUAUGAUUCCUAGUGUGGCUGUGGCUGUGUGAGUGUGGGCUGUUGACGCGCUAAAAGGGUCACAAUUUGGUACAUCUUUUUUAAGAAACCGAAAACAUGAGAUAAAAAAAAAAGUUAUUGCGAUGAUUUUGACAGACAAAAAAGCAACCUUAUUCUUAAGUGUGCCUGCGCUGUACACUCUGCGUGUUCUCUUCAUCUAGCUCGGCUCAAAGGGCCCUCUUCAGGGGCACCUCUAUUCACAGCGUUCACUUCUGACCUCCGAACUAUAGGGGGCGCCAGCUAACUUAACAGGGGUACACUUCCUUAAAUCAGCAAGACCACAUGGACGGACUUCAUGUUUGGUACCAUUUCGGGAACAUGCCCUCUCUUCCAGUCGCGGGAGAAAUUCAACCCAACAAUCACUAAUGCCUGUUCUUGUCUGGGGUUUUUUGUCUCUGGAAUCCCUUUUUCUUCUCGCUUUCUUUCUCUCCCUCCCUCUUCCGACUGGUCUUGAUCAGGGACUGGCGAGUAUGCAAGGUGCUGUGUACCCCCCCGCCCCCCCCCCGCUUCUCUCACCCAUCCCAACGCUCUCCGUCUCUAUGAUCUACCUGUCAAGGACAAUGAGUGUUGGAAGGAAGUGGUCUUUUUUUGUGUUGUUCUCGUGAACUUGGACUGAAAUGCAACUGGAGUUCGAUUGAUAACCGUGCUUAGGAGAGACGCAUACAAGAUUUUUCGAAUGACAAAUAAUUAAACAUAAAAAUGCGAAGGCCUGGCUCUUUUAUGCACAUGCUAGUUUGUACAUGUCUACAAUCAAGAGUCAUUUAAGCAGUGUAUUGUGUGUUCGGCUAGAACUGUCUUAGUCUGAUUUAAUAUUUUCCAAUGCCCCAUCGGCUCCCAAAACCUUCUGGCCUGACUUCUCCCUAAUGCUUUGUAUCUUUUUCCCAUUUCCCAGACAUAAACAUAAACAUAUCAGAAUAAUAAAAAAACAAAAACAUUAACUAAUACUUGAAUCAAAAGAAGCGCCAAUAAUGUAAUGUGAACACUUUUUAAAGUGAUUUUUUUUCUUUUUGUCUCAUUCAUACGUCAAGAGAUUUUUCUAACAGCAUUGGUUCAGAUUAAACAACCAUUGAAAUACAAGCAUUGUUGGAAAAACAAAGAUUUAAUAUUAAGGCAAUUGGACAUCUGAUGUAUUAAAGCAAUUUGACAUCUGAUGUUGUUGUGUGUUUGCACAAGUUUGCUUGGUGUGUGUGUGUGUGUGUGUGUGUGUGUGUGUGUGUGUGUGUGUGUGUGUGUGUGUGUGUGUGUGUGUGUGUGUGUGUGUGUGUGUGUGUGUGUGUGUGUGAGAAUAUCAAGGGUUUUGAGCCUGUGAAUUUGGCGGACAUGGUUCCCACUGUGUAUUUUUAAUUUGAGUAGGUUAUCCUAGGAUUUUUUUUGAGCGUGUCUGUUCAUUGUUUCAUUUGUUUUGCUUGUUGAAAAGUAUAUUCCAAUGUUGGUCGUCAUUAGCCUAUAGCGUUGCACGGAGUGGCUGACCCAGCCCCCUCCUUAGCCAAUCGAACAACCCGAUCCAAGUAUGGGGGCCGGGGAGUAAACAGGCCGGGACACUUCACGUGUAAAUGUUUACUCAAGGACUAAAAAUGUAAGUGUGUUUGAAAAAAAUAUCUGUAAUAUGUUUAUCUACCUUAGUGGCUUUCAUCUUGGAAUAAUCCGAGAUGAACCGGAUCAUAUAUAUUGAGUAUUGCACCAUUUUCUUUCAGACUCUAAAAGAAAAAAAAAGAAACAGAAAAAUCUUUUUUAUAGAUACACAGAAAAUGCAACAAAAAAAAGUAUUUUGCUGACCUGUGGCCAUGGUCUGAUGUGGGAGGUUAGCACUGUUUUUGCUGCGAUGCAAAGCAUAGUCGCGGUUUGAAAUGGAAGGACAAGACAUCGGACUGAGUUUUGGAACCUUCCAGAGCUCUUCAGAGGGUGCCUAUUUUUAUUUUUUUUAACUUUUAUUUCUUUCUUGAUUAUUGGGGGUUGUUAGCUUUGUUUCAGUUUCUACGGAGGUUCAGUCCUCUAGCAUUUUUAGUUUUCCUUCUCUCAAGGCCACCAAACCGUUUACACCAAACACUUUAUUUCCUGGUGUUUUUUACAAUAAAAUGAAAAAAUUGAAUAAAGAUUAAGCAAAAUGAUACUAUGGGAACUUAUAAAAAAAUUGAAAAGGACAAAUGCUUCCAUUUAUAAAGUACAACACAACGCUUUGCAUUAUGAAGACUUAUUGUCUUUAGGAGCUCUGGGAUGGAACAGUGUCGCCAUGUUCUGUUUGACCUUGGGCUGCUUUGUUCUGUCAAUGUUGAUUUUUAAGGACUAUCUGAAAGCCUGUCAUUUAAAUGUUGAUAUAUGAAUAUAUUUUGUUCCUUUUUAUUUUAUUCAUUUUGAAAGAAGACAUAAUUGCUCACUAUCUUGCACACACAAAAAAAGUGGAUUUCGUCUCAGGAAGGCUGAGUUUCCAGAGUACUGACUCCACGCCAUUUUAAUGUAAGUUUUUACAAGUGAAUAUAACAAUUUAAAAAAAGUUGAUACGAAAAAUACAAAUUGUAAGCACUGAAAGUUAUGGAUUUCAGAGGAAAGAAGUUCUCUUUGUUUUCUAAAUCCGUAGCAGUUACAUAUUAACCAAAUAAUGGACUUUAAUGAAAAUGGAGUGCUUUAUAUAUAAAUCUAUAUAUUAAAAAUUGCUUUACAUUUACAAAAAAAAAGUGGUCAAUGAUUUUGAUUGUGAAAGAAAAAAGUGAAUAACAUGCAACAUUGCUGUUUGAAUCUUUAUUGUAUUUUAUUAUGAGGUCCCGACCUGACUGAAUCAGGAACAUUGUGCAUUACUCUCUUUCUCGCUCUCUCUCGCUCUCUCUCUCUCUCUCUCUCUCUUAUAUUUAUAUAUAUAUAUGGCGGGUAUUAGACAAUAGAAACAUUCGAAACCAUUUUUGUGAAUGCUUUUGGUGGGUCUUACUUGCAGGAUCGUUUUUUAUUUGUAACCGACUGGUUUCAAAAGAUCACAAAUCUAUGCACAAAGUUUUGGGGCGCUGAUGAAGGUGUCGUUACCUACUUCUCUGUGACCCAUGUAUUUUUUGCUUUGUCUUGUGGGGUGGGGGGAGGGGUGUCCAAUGUAUUGUGUUAUCCUAAAGUGGUGGGUGGACUGCGGAGGUCUUUAUCGAUGCAGAUGUUGGAGCCUGCACCACCACUUCCCUACUCCAACUUCCUCCCCCCACAACUAUGUACCGCUACAUCACCAUGCUGUGUAUUUCUUACAAAAAAACACCAAUGAGCAUCUUAGUCUAGAGCACUGUGGGAUUCGAACCCAUCAGGGGUGUAUCUUGGUUCAAUUGUGUUUUUUCCUUCUGUCCCUUGGACCCUUUUAUUCAGUUAAAAGUAUUUUGGUUGGGUGGGGGGGGGGAUUAGGGCUGUGUUGCAUUGUUUUUCAUGUUUAUGAAAUGCUAAGGAAAGAUGUCUGUACUGAGAUUAAAUGAAAGUUCCGUGGCUUGUAAUGUUUUAUUUUACUCUCUGUAUAUCUUUCUCCUCAUAGAAUGUGAUUGUUAAAUGACAUGCACCGGAAAAAAAAUGAAACAAUGGUUUUAAUAAUCAAUGGCGCUUCUUUCAAAUAUUAAUAAAACUGCAGUUUUUUACUUGGCUGUUAAAGAUGAA